AUGACAUCCUUUGGCGCAGAUGGACUGGAGAAUCACAUCAGAAUCAAACUCGCGUGGCUUUACAACACACUCCAACGAUCAGAAAAAUACCAAAAGUAUCGUGAGAAACAGCCUGUCCUCACCCCUGCCGAAGUCGUUGCGAGAGACGCAGCAGAUAAGAAAGAGAGGGAAAGGCGUGAAGCAGCCAACAUAGCACAGAGCCAGAAGGAAACAACUGUCUGGCCCGACUUCUUGGAGAAUGCGUUUUGGAGAGCGCUAGUUCGAUGGCCCCCAAUGGGGCGAAAAAAAUAUAUGCUCGCGGGUGUGUUGAAAGGUCGAAACGAACUCAUCCAGGAUUCGAUCUACAGAGAAACGGGCAUCACGCGAGAUCGGAAACAGAUCUCCAGUCAUAUUCAGGUCCUCAAGGGGCAUCUGAAAGGCUUUCCUAUCGCCCUUGCCUAUAUGGGAACACUGGAGGAAUCUACCAAGCUCUGUUGCGGGGGUGUGGGUUCUCUGCCUGGUAACUCGUCACAUCUACGGCACCACCAACACACGCAAGGCACAAUCCCUGUUACCAAGGAUGGUUGCAUUACGCCGCCGCACAUCUGGCCGCAGCACGGGAGCCCACACCCAGGAUUCGCCCGAGGUGCAGGUUCAUACAAGGAAUCUCUUUCAUCAUCUUUGACGGUAGUAGACUUUACCAUGCAAGGUGACCACCAGGCUGUGCACUGUGCCCCUCGGAUGCACUCGAACAGCAGGCUGGACAAUGUCAUCGUCACGGAUGUUCCCUCUUGGUGUCACCGACAUCUCGACUCUGGAUUUCUAGAAACCUGGGCAGAAUCUUGGAAGACAGAGGAGCGAAUCGUCUUGAUCUGCGAUGCGUUCAUCAGAACUUCGACAGAAGGCCAGCAAAGAGUCAAUGACUCUAUUGCACUUACACUUCAUUCAUGUCUCGAUCUCUCGAGAUUUGAAUCCCUAAAAUGCACAACACACUUUCAUGGCAAUGAGCAACCGACGCUGAACCAACAUCUCGACAGUAUGGAGCAGGAAUUAGGAGAGUAUCAAACGUCAUGCCACUAUGUGCCAGACUCUGAAGGCUUGGCCAGGUAUUUGCGCAUUGAGUUUGGGUUUCCAUCUUUCUUUGACAGGUUGGAAAGACAUGAGCGAUUCAUAAGCGUAGACGAGAGCAGUACCAGGACUUCUCUACCAAGUCUGACAGCAACACAGGAUGUUUACGGCCACGUUACUGCUUCAGGCGAAACCCAGUGUCUCUUCACUAUUCUUUGGAGAUUUUAUCCAGCAAAUCACUCUGCAAAAGCUUCUAGUAUGCAGUGGCGCUCAUUUCUUUUAGGCGAAAACCACGAUGACGCUGAAUAUUCUCGGUAUCAGGGGGCAAAACACGAGAUUGGAAUGAUGGAUCAAGAGCCAGAAGAAGCCACGACAGACUUUUCAUCUACUUCGGGAACUUUAUCACCAUAUCACCUAACUCCUGAACUACCCAUGGGAUUCUCAAACUCCUUUACCGGAGGCCCCUCAUUCGAGGUUCUGGCUGACAACGAGGCCUUCUGUCUUUCACUUUCUCCCGAGGUUCUCUCACCUACUCAGCUAAAUCAAGAUCAACCGAGCAUACCUACGCUUUCGACUGCGAGCGAUCAAUCUCAACAAGGCUUCGCACUGCCUCUACAAGACGCGCUAUACAGGGAAGAUGGCCACGAAUUUGGUUUCGAUGUUGGCAACACCGCUUUUAGUACAACUCCUCAAUCAGCUUUUGAUUUUCAGUCAUACCGAAACUUGACCGACCACACCGCAAACCCAGAGAGCUUAUACCCGCUUUCUGGUUUUGAUCACAGAGAAUGGACCGACAUGGGACUUACUGUAGGCGAUGAAGUAGGCUUCCUCCCCGUAACAGCAAGUACCACUAUGCAGGACCCAGGCUAUAUAGCUUGCUCUUCGACAAAACCUACCUGGCAACAUACAAACCUGAUUGCAAACCUGGAAACUGCAGCAGAGCAGUAUCAACCUUGUUUCAGUGAUGAGUCUUACGCUUAA
This is a messenger RNA of Exserohilum turcica Et28A, 2028 nucleotides long. RefSeq lists its product as uncharacterized. Gene Ontology annotation, cellular component: transcription regulator complex. The record is from RefSeq and is a predicted model, not a curated record. Gene Ontology annotation, molecular function: DNA-binding transcription factor activity, RNA polymerase II-specific; RNA polymerase II cis-regulatory region sequence-specific DNA binding. Gene Ontology annotation, biological process: regulation of transcription by RNA polymerase II. NCBI's taxonomy places the organism in Eukaryota, Fungi, Ascomycota, Dothideomycetes, Pleosporales, Pleosporaceae. The transcript has 3 exons. Bases 1 to 2028 code for a protein of 675 amino acids.